Messenger RNA from Aspergillus fumigatus Af293, 1038 nucleotides. NCBI's taxonomy places the organism in Eukaryota, Fungi, Ascomycota, Eurotiomycetes, Eurotiales, Aspergillaceae. The record is from RefSeq and is a predicted model, not a curated record.
AUGAGGUAUUUCCAUGGAUGUGUCCCAUGCCAAGGCCGCGUCCUCGGGGCACCGCAUACCGGCGAUGAUGUCAACAGUGGUCAAGGAGCUGAGCUUAUAAGUAGUCGUCUGGGGCUGCACUCCCAAUCCCCCCCUGGUACGCACACCCCGAUUUUCACAAUGGUGAAACCAAUUGCGAUCAUUGCCGGGGCAGGCCCUGGAACAGGCAGCGCCGUCGCCCGCCGGUUUGCUCGGGCCUACCCGGUCGUUCUGCUGGCCCGGUCGCAAUCCCUGGAUGCGUUGGUCCAAGACAUCCAGGGACGCGGUGGUUCGGCCAUCGGCAUUCCCACCGAUGUCACCAGCGCCUCGAGUAUGACCUCGACCAUCGACCAGAUCAAGGCGAAUUUCGGCGCCGAUGUGCGUGUUGCCGCGGCGAUCUACAACGUUGCGAGCAAGUUCACUAGGAAACCGUUCCUGGAACAGAGCUCGGAAGACUUUGUAGGUAGCCUUGCGCCGUCGAUCCGGGGGGCAUUCCACUUCGCCCAGGCCACGCUACCGUUGAUGCUGGGCGCAGAUCAGACACCGUACCCCCCUACGCUGAUCUUUACUGGAGCGACGGCCUCGCUCAAGGGCGGCUCUGGGCUGUCUGGGUUCGCUAUGAGCAAGUUUGCAAUCCGGGCUCUAUCCCAGUCACUCGCGCGGGAAUUUGGUCCCCAGGGUGUCCAUGUUUCUCAUGCCAUCAUUGACGGCAUCAUUGAUACUGAGAAGACCAAGGAAUAUAGCCGGGAGGUCCCGGAUUCCAAAAUCGAUCCCCAAUGGGUGAGUGGUCAGCGGACGAGCCACAAGAGUCCAAUAUUGAUUCCGGAUUUCAGAUUGCGGAAUCAUACUGGUUCCUACACACCCAGCCCAGGACAUCGUUCACGCAUGAACUGGACCUUCGGCCAUACUCGGAAACGUGGUAAAGCCAUUGCAGCUGUUUUCAUGGUAGACGGAUUGUGUCCGUGCUCUGGGUACAGGACAGGGCCACAAUCGCAAGUCCCGAGUCCAUAUGAACAAUAG